AUGGAUAAAAUUAAAGAAAAUCCAUCUCAACAUUCCCCUGAAGGAUUACUUUCUAUUAAUGCCAGCCCACUCUAUGUUGGACAUUCACUGUUAAUUCCUUCUCCACAAAAGUUUUUGCCUCAAAUACUUUGUUUUGAGGCAAUCAAAAUGUCUAUAGAAUUGUUACUUCUGAUAGAAGAUGAUAAUUUUUUAAUUAUUUAUAAUGGAUUAAUGGCACAUGCGAGCGUAAAUCAUUUACAUAUGCAAACAUUGUUUUGGCCGUGUAAAAGUGGAAUUUUGGAAAAAUCAGUAAAGGUUGGAAGAUAUUAA
Messenger RNA from Meloidogyne enterolobii, 309 nucleotides. Lineage: Eukaryota; Metazoa; Nematoda; Chromadorea; Rhabditida; Meloidogynidae. The record is from the annotation of a GenBank genome assembly.